CAGCACUCCUUAGAUUUGGUAGACGGGAGAGGGGAAAGCAGCAGGCUUCACUGGGCUAGGGACACUGCAGCUACCGUCCUGAGAGCUGAUCUUAAACCAACACACGGAGGUGGGGAAAUAGCGUUUUAUAUAUAAAACGACAUACAAGAGGAAGCGCCCUCCCUAUGACAAACUCCAUAUCAACACCGGCCCGCCAGAGGCGGUGACAGAGAAUCGAAGGAAAGUCAUGUUUUUAUCAAGGGCCGGGAAUCUUUGUGCCCUGUCUGUCUUCGCAGGCUGGUGAGGUAAAGGAUACAGAGCGAGUUGCCCACUCAGGGAGCCCUGCACCCGUCACUCGAGAGGAACCAGAGAGUCCAGAGAGAGUGGUCCAGAAGGAGAAACUCCAUUCAGAGUUGAAGCAGGUCUUAAAUCUGAAAAAAAGCCUUCGAAAACAAACAUCACCGAGAAGCAUGGACACGCCAGCGGAGAUCAACGUAACACAGCAGAAGGAGGAGGGGAAGCUGUCCGAGCUGGUGGAAGUGGUGGUGGAGACGGAGCCCGAGACGGGAGCCACUGGUUUCAGCGUAUCUGGAGGAGGCAACAAGGGGAUCUUCGUGAAGGACGUGCUCAAAGACUCACCGGCCGCCAAAGCCCUGAGCCUCAGAGAAGGAGAUCAGCUGCUCAGCGCCAGAGUCUACUUCGAGAAUGUGAAGUACGAAGACGCUCUGAAGAUCCUACAGUGUGCUGAAAACUACAAGGUGUCCUACUUACUGAAGCGCACUGUCCCUGGAGCCAACAUCAGCAUGUCCCCAAGCAAAGACAUUAAGGGACCCAAAGCCAAGCUGCCUAAACUGAGUGUUAAGAGCAUCACACCCAUGAAGAAAAAGAAAAAGAAGGGCAAGGCCAAUGUAAAGCUCAGUGGUGACACAUCCCUUUCAGCAGAGACAGAGUUUAAUGUAGAGGGAACACCGGCCAAGCUGGAACUGAGUCCAGUUGACGUUGAGUUUGCUUUUCCUAAAUUCUCCAAGCUCAGAAAGACAGGGAAAGCAGCCACAGGUGGUGACAUGAGCCUGACUGGUUUAGAAGCACAAUCCAGUGCAGCGAUCCCAUGGCGGAAGAAGCGAAGGAUCAAAUUCCCGAGGAUGAGAGUCAAAGAUGCUGCCAUGGCUCAAGUUGACGUGAGCGGGGAGACACCGGAGAGAUCAAAAAGCAAAGUAGAGCUGGGUGUUCCAGAAGCUAAACUCAAGACCAAAGAAAAGUCAUCAAAGUUUGGGAUCUUCUUCCAGAAAACCAAGAAAGCCAAAGCAGACGUGAGCCUGCCGAAAGUUGAUGUCGAUAUAAAAUCCCCAGAGGCCAAGUUUAAACCCCCCAAAGUAGAGUUUGAUAUAGGUAUGCCAAUUGGGAAAGCUGACAUCACAGUACCUAAACCAGAGCUGGAAGGCAAAGAAGAAAUCAAAUUUAAACCACCCAAACUUGAACUUGAUUUUGGGUUGCCAUCAGGGAAAGUAGAAGUUCCAGAAGAAAAUGUCAAAGGGCCGGCCAAAGACGAAAUUAGAUUACCUAAAGUGGGACUAGAUAUCAACUUGCCAACUGGGAAGGCUGACGUCCCAAAGCCAGAACUGAGUGUGAAAGGUCCCAAGGUGGAUAUCAAAGGAGACAUUGAAGCCCCAGAGGGCAAAGUGAAAGGAGAAGGUUUUAAAAUCAAGAUGCCCAAAUUUGGGAUCUCCUCAACAUCUGACCUUGAGGGUCCUGCAGUAGAAGGGGACCUCGAUGUGGACGGUCCAGAAGGCAAGUUAAAGAUGCCUAAAGUGAAACUCCCCAAAAUAGGGAUUUCUCUCCCCUCAGGUGAAUUUGAAAGUGGUGUUUCCGCACCCAGGGGUGAGGUGGACAUAGAGGGUCCAGAGGGGAAACAUAAAGGCGGACCAAAGAUGCCAUCAAUAAACAUUGCAGCCCCCAAAGUAGAUAUAGAUUUCAGUUUGCCAAAGGGGAAAGGUGAGAUGGAAGCAGAAUGGAAGAUGCCAGCAGCUGAGGGAACCGCAGAAGCUGGCAUGAAGGGCCCCGGUGUUGAGAUAAAAAUGCCCAAAGUGUCACUUCCGAAAUUCGGGGGCUCUGGAGUGACGGAUGAUACUGAUGCUAAAGUGUCUGCUCCGAAAACGGAAGUCAAGGUAGGGAAAAUGGAAGUGGAGUCUCCUGAUCUUAAAGUUAAAGGACCCAAGAUGAAGAUGCCGUCAUUUGAAAUUUCUUUACCGAAAAUGAAAGGGGACGGUUCUCUACCUGAAACCGAGAUCCUUGAUGAUAGUGCAGAAGGAAAGAUUAAGCUGCCUAAAAUGCCUUCCAUAGACAUUUCAUUGCCUGUCCCAGAUUUAGACUUAAGCCUUCCAAAGGGUAAAGGAACUGGACCUGGAGCAGAAAUAAAAGGUGAUAUUGAAAUAGAGGGACCCUCAGCUAAGGGGCCAAUGAUAAGCAUGCCUAAAAUUGACCUUUCCCUACCAAAAAUGAAAUCACCAGCGGCUGAAAUGGAUAUCUCUGGAAUGGAAGUAGAAGGCGUCGAUGUUAAGGGAGGAAAAAUAACCGUGCCGAAAAUGGACCUUUCCCUUCCAAAAAUGAAACCCCCCAAAGUAGAAUGGGAUGUCCAUGGAAUUGAAGUUGAAGAUCCCUCAGCUAAAGGGAUGAAGAUAAGUAUGCCUAAAAUUGACCUUUCCCUACCAAAAAUGAAAUCAGCAGAAGCAGAGUUGGAUAUUCACGGAAUGGACAUAGAAGGCUCUGGAUUUAAGGGAGGAAAAAUAACUGUGCCAAAAAUUGACCUUUCCUUACCAAAAAUUAAAUUUCCUGAGGGGGACGUUUCAGUGCCAGAAGGUAAAAUAAAGGUGAAAGGGCCCAAAGUAGAAGGUGAUGAGACAGAUGCAAGACUUAGUAUGCCAUCUGUCAAAAUGCCAGCUAUUGAUAUUGAUAUGCCAAAGAUAGAACUUGAUUUAGGCAUCCCGAAGACUGACGCACAUGUGGAGGGGGGUGGAAAAGUUCCUGAGCAUUCUGGAGCUGGAGGAAGGUUUGAAGGGCCUGACAUCCACCUGAAAAUGCCCCAUAUUUCUCUACCGAAAUUUGGGAUCAAGGACAGUGAAGCCGAUGUUGAUCUUGACUUGAAAGGACAGGUCAAAUCCCCAAAAGCUAAAGCUGAAAUCAAAGCAACAGAUAUUGGAGAUGCCAAAGUGAAAGGGUCUGGAAUAACAAUGCCCUCAUUCGGGGUUACUUUUAGCAAAGGCAAAGAAGCCGAUAUUGAUGUUAAAGCACUCAAAGGGAAGAUAGACCUCAGUAGCCCAGAACCUCCAAAAGCCAAAGCUGAAUUAAAAGGGCCUGACUUUGAAGCUGAAGGUACAGAUGCUAAGCUAAAACUCCCGACUGUCAAGAUGCCAUCAUUUGAUAUUUCUGUCCCAAAACUGUCGGAUGUUCAUUUUGACAUUAAAAUGCCAAAGGGUAAGGCUGAAGCAUCUGUUGAAGGAGACAUCAGCAGUCAGCCACCAAGUGCCAAAGCUCCUGACAUUGAGAUUAAAAUGCCAAAGCUUCCCACGUUCGGGAAAGGAACGGGUGAGGUUGAGAUUGAAGCCCCAGAGAUUGAUGUUGACGGUCCAGAUGGAAAACUAACAGGACCUAAGCUGAAGAUGCCUAAAUUUGGUAUUUCUUUCCCCAAAGGCAAAUCUGGAGAAGAUGGUCUUGAAGGUGAGCUAGAUGUUUCUAGACCAACCUUGAAAGGGGAUGUUAAAGCGCCUGAAGUCAAGGUCAAGACUCCCAAAGGGAAGUUUGAAGUUACAGGACCUGAUGUGGAUAUAGAGACGAAAGGCAGAAAAGUCAAGUUGCCCACUGUGAAACUUCCCUCUGUUGACAUCUCCUCCCCAAAAGUGGACAUCGACUUUGGUUUGCCCAAAACAAAGGGGGAUGACAAGGAGCAGAUUGGACUGCUUAAGGCUGAAGGAGAUAGGCCAUCCUCAGGAACGAGUUUUGAUGUCCCGGAUGUGUCCAUGAAAAUGCCAAAGUUCUCCCUUCCCAAAUUUGGGGGCAAGGUAAAGGCAGGAGCUGUUGAUCUAGAGGGUCCCAAAGCAAAGGUUAAAGUUACCCCUCCAAAAAUAGAGUCCGAUGUUGAUGGGAAGGCAAAAGGGAAAGAAGGGAAGAUGAAGAUGCCAAGAAUGAAAAUGCCUUCUUUUGGCAUGUCCAAGAAAGAAGGUGAAAUUACAGUCAGCGGCCCAGAGAUUGAUACCAAGCUGAAAAAAGGAAAAGUGGAAAUCAAGAGACCUGAAGUCGAGCUGGAAGGUCUAGAGGGUAAAGCAAAAACACCGAAAAUUAAAUUCCCUAAAUUUAAAAUGUCUUCACCGAAAGGCAAAGGGCCAGAAGCUGAAGCCAAAGUAGAUACUGCGAUUAGUGGGAAAGGUGGCUUUGAAGCACCAGAUGUGACACUCAAAAUGCCUAAGAUUUCAAUGCCGAAAUUCGGAACAAAAGAUGCCGAUAUUGAUUUUAGUGCAGCAGGUGCUGACUUGGAAAGCAAAGGAAAGAUCAAAAUGCCAUCCCUUGAAAUUUCCCUGCCAGCUGUAAAGCAACCAGAGGGGGAAGUGUUGUUACCGAAAGCAGAGGUAGAUGUCUCUGAAGCAGACAUCAAAGGAUAUGAAGGUGAUCUGAAGAUCCCCAAAAUGCCAACCAUUAGCAUCUCAGCCCCCAAAAUUGAACUUGAUAUAAGCUUGCCUAAAGCCAAAGCAGAUACAGACAUACAGUCUGAUACAGACAUCAAGGCUAAAAGUGACAGAGGCAUUGAGGGACCUGAUUUCAAGUUGAAAAUGCCUAAGGUAAGCUUGCCCACUUUUGGCAUAUCUGGGUCCAAGGAAACGGACAUUGAACUGGAGACGAGAGGAACCAAACCAGACAUCUCCAAAAGGGCAGAGAUCAAAACACCAGAGCUUCAUAUCUCCAAACCAAAAGUUUCUAUAGAUACACCAGACUAUGACAUUGAGGGUGGAGAGGGCAAGUUGAAGAUGCCCAAAAUCAAAAUGCCAAAAGUGGACAUAUCCUUACCGAAGGGCAAAACAGGAGAAGCAGACAUGUCUCUUACAGAAGGCGAGGAACCUGGGUUUGAUGGAGAAGGCAAAGUUAAAUUGCCAUCAAUAGGACUCCCAAAGUUCUCUAGUCCCACGGUGAAGGCUCCGGAACUUGACCUUGAAUUCAAUUUAGGUAAACCCAAACAUGAGACUGAGAUCGCUGGCCCGCACAUAAAGGGGCCAAAGAUUGAAGGUACAGGUCCCCAUGGUGAUACAGAAGGAGAGUUUAAAAUGAAAUUGUCAAAAAUUAAGAUGCCCAAAGUAGAAAUAUCAGGUCCAGAGCUCAAAGGUGCUCAUGGUGAGAUUGAUGCAGGUCUUCCAAAGACUGAGAAAGAGAAAGUGAAAAUUGAGAUUAAGCCUCCAAAAAUAGAAGGGAGCCUUGAUGUUUCUAGCAAGGAAAUAAAGGGGCCAAAGGUUAAAGGUACAAAGUUUAAAAUCGGGAUGCCGAAAAGAAAAGUGGAAGUAGAUCCUGGAUUAGAAGCCGAUUUGAAAAAGCCUGACAUUGAUGUAAAAGGAGCAGGAGGAAGAUUUAAAAUGAAAAUGCCAAAAUUCAGCCUGACCAAGGGCAAGGUUGAAGUUCCUGAGUUGGAAACCGAUGUUGCCAUUGAAGGAGGGGACAGCAGGUUCAAAAUGCCCCAAAUUGCUUUACCAGAUGUGGGCUUUUCUUCUUCCAAAGGGACAGAUGCUGAUGCAGAGGUAGAUGUAUCUCUUCCCAAGGCAGAAUUAGAUUUGAAAAAAGAUGUCAAAGUUAAGGGUCCCAAAGCAGAAGGGAAAAUGAAAGUUGAUGCUCCAGAAUUAGAAGGCCCAGAAGGUCACCUUAAAAUGCCCAAGUUUAAGAUGCCUUCAAUUGGAAUUUCAGUAUCCAAAGAACGAGGAGAAGGGGAGAGUGAAUUCAUUGCCGAAGGUAAAGACUUAGAAGAUAAAUCAAAGAAGCAUCAUUUUAAAAUGCCUGGUGUGGAAAUCUCAGCCCCCAAAGUCAAAGCAGAUGAACAAGAUAGUGAGCUUGAGCUUGUCCUUCCAGAGGACGAUGAGGGAAUAAAGCUGAAAAUGCCAAAGAUCUCAAUGCCCUCUGUUGGUUUCUCUGACUCUAAGGACAAAGAGGCAUCUGUAGAGCUGAUUACCGCAGAAGGUGAAGGGAAAGGAGACAUUUUUAAAAUCAAGAUGCCCAAGUUUGGGAUCUCUUCAAAAACAUUUGACCUCGAGAGUCCUGCAGUGGAAGGGGACCUCGAUGUGGAUGGGUCAGAAGGCAAGCUGAAGAUGCCUAAAGUGAAACUCCCCAAAAUAGGGAUCUCGCUCUCCUCAGAUGAAUUUGAAGGUGAUGUUUCCACACCCAGAGAUGAGGUGGACAUAGAGGAUCCAGAGGAGAAACAUAAAGGUGGACUAAAGAUGCCAUCAAUAAACAUUGAAGCCCCCAAAGUAGAUAUAGAUUUCAGUUUGCCAAAGGGGAAAGGUGAAGUAGAUUUGAAGAUGCAACCAGCUGAGGGAACCUCAGAAGCUGCCAUGAAGGGCCCCAGUCUUGAGAUAAAAAUGCCCAAAGUAGCACUUCCGAAAUUCGGGGGACAAGGAGCCAUGGGGGAUGCUGAAGAUCUCCCAAAAGGGGUUGGCGUAGGUGGCAAAGUGAAAGUUGAUGGUAAAGACCCAAAAGUUGACAUUAAGGCACCAAAAGUAGAGAUCAAAGCACCAAAAGUCAACAUAAAAGAGGUGGAAGCAGGCAGUCUAGAAUUGGACCCAGAUAAGAAGUCAAAAGUUAAAAUUCCAAAGUUUGGAUUUGAUUUGCCCAAACUCACUGAACCUCAAGCAGAUAUUGAAGUUUCAGCACCAGAUACCAAAAUUAAAGUUAAAAAACCUGAAAUCAAAGGCAAGGGCAGUGAAGUGCCUUCUAAAUCAAAGAAGAUUGAUGGUGAAUAUGAAGGUCCCAAGAUGCCCAAGGUCAAAAAAGCUGUGUUUGUUUUUGUUAAACCUAAAACCAACGGAUCUUCUACCAGUGUUUCGGAAGGUGAGGUGAGUGUGGAUUCUGCUGAGGCUAAAAUCAGAAUGCCCAAGAUUAAAAUGAAGCCAACAUUUGGAAAGUCUCACUCCAAGUUGAAAGGGCUGGAAGUGAAUGGAGAAGCUGACGGGGAUGAGGGAGAAGGAGAGGGGAAAUCAAAAUCAGGCAAAAUCAAGAUGCCCAAGGUAACCUUCUCUCCAGGGAAAACUGGUUCUUUUGACGUCACUCUGAACGGAUCGGGCGGAAAGAAAGGCGAGGGAUCUGGACCUCAUGUCAAUGGGGAGAGUGAUCCCACAUUCCAGAAUGGAUCCCAGGAAGACAAAGCCAAAUUCGGGAAGCUCAAGCUGCCAAAGAUCGAGUUCUCUUCUCCAUAUACCAAAGAGGCCGAGGGGGAUGCUGAAAUGAGCAUGAAACUGGUCAAAACAGAGGAGAUAUCUGGAGCCGAUGGCGAAGGCAAAGGGAUGAAGUUCAAGUCUCCCAAAAUAACCUUUCCCAGCUUUAAAAAGAAGGGAAAAGGUGAAGAGGAGAAGCCUGGCGCUUUGGUUUCUUCCAAUGCCAGGACUGAAAUGGCUUUGCUGGAAUCGGGAGACAAGAAAACCACAGAGUCCUCCUCCAAACUUAAACUCUCUAUAGGCUUUGUCUCAGGCAGAUCCAGGGAGGAGUACGCAGAGGAGAGCAACUCAUCAGCUGCUCGCGGUGAAUCAGACAGAGUGCCCACUCUCAGGGGUGUCCAAGGAGUCGAAGAGGACACCAGCAAGCGAAAAACAGAAGGCAAAGAGAAGUCCCCCAAGUUUAGGCUACCCAAGUUCUCCCUCAGCCCCAAGUCCAAGGGGGUCCUUGAAAUCUCGUCGGAAGGGUCACCACAGGGAAGCAGGGAUUCGUUGCAGCAAACGAGAGAUGUCGCAUCCUCUGGGGGUUUCAAGAUCCAGAUGCCCAGCCUUGGGUUCAAAAUGAGCCAGGAAGUACACACCUCUGAAGAACAGAUCAUGACCGCAGAAGAGGAGGGCGGUGUGGUGGCGGGGUCUAAAAUGCUGAAGCACAGAGCAACAGAAUCAGUGGCUGAGAGAUCCACAACCAUUUAACAACAUCGAACUGUAGACAACAUGAACUCCGUUCAUCCCCUUCGUUAUAAAAGUUAACACCUUAUUAUUCAUCUUUGCUUGCUCAGUUCUGAUUGUUGGUUAUGCUUAAGCAGUCAACCAACUCUGAAGAAAUCUACUACCAGGACUUGUAGGACGUUUGUUACAGAGUCGUACAGCAAUGGACCUCCAGAACCUGUUGCAUAGACCCAUCAGAUACAGUCAUGUUGAUUCUAAGGUCUUCACGGUGGUCAUGCUUAUGAAUUGUAUCCCACGGUUGAAAACAAGGGACAGGUCUAAUGUAGCACUGACAAGUAUGACAACAGGUUUAAGUGCUUUGCUUGGACAAUCAGUGGAUGCUAGAAGAUGCCAUGAGUACAUUUCUGUCUAGCGAGUUUCACCAAGCCAAUACAAAGAGUUGACUGAAAUGGGCUUGCUUCUUUAGCCUGUGUGGUCCUUGUUGAAUGGGCUUUUAUAAACGCCUGCUAACAUGCAUCUAAUAUCAUUGUCUACUGUUACAUUUGCUGUAUUAAGCUGCAGUGCUAUAUACUAGAAUGCCUUAUAAUGUGACUCUGCCUUGGGACGACACUAAAAUAUAUUUGGAUUCAAA
Polyodon spathula (Mississippi paddlefish) is the source of this 8733-nucleotide messenger RNA. Its product is annotated as neuroblast differentiation-associated protein AHNAK-like. The record is from RefSeq and is a predicted model, not a curated record. Gene Ontology annotation, cellular component: nucleus; cytoplasm. The coding region runs from base 450 to 8126 and encodes 2558 amino acids. Gene Ontology annotation, molecular function: protein binding. Gene Ontology annotation, biological process: regulation of RNA splicing. The transcript is spliced from 8 exons. Lineage: Eukaryota; Metazoa; Chordata; Actinopteri; Acipenseriformes; Polyodontidae.